Molecule: messenger RNA, 2291 nt
Organism: Tachysurus vachellii
Lineage: Eukaryota; Metazoa; Chordata; Actinopteri; Siluriformes; Bagridae
Gene: lancl2
Product: LanC lantibiotic synthetase component C-like 2 (bacterial)
Exons: 10
Coding region: 375-1670 (431 amino acids)
Biological process (GO): carbohydrate metabolic process; peptide modification
Cellular component (GO): plasma membrane
Source: RefSeq, a predicted model, not a curated record
UUUAUCACAUAUUCUGCGGGUCUCUAAACUGAUCUGAUCUCUGCUUUGUGAGGAUAGUGGAUGGAUCUCUCUCUCUCUCUCUCUCUCUCUCUCUCUCUCUCUCUCUCUCUCUCUUAGAAUAAACUAAAAAUCCCUAUAAUAAAGGACCGGAGCGUCUCUGCGGUCAUCACUGAAGAUGCCAUGCUGAACAGGAAAUGUGCCACUUUUUCACUAAAGCGAGAUUUUUUCAUCCACAUCCUUGCACUGACUCUUGACAUUGACCACUGCGGAUUAACACCCAGCAGGAAGAUCUGCACCAAGUCAUCUAGAAAACAAAACGCGUUUUAUUAACCACAAGCGGACCAUAAAUUUGGCCUGGUUGAGCCGCCGUAGAAAUGGGAGACAGCAUGUCGAAGAGGUUAAAGCUGGUGACAGGUUCCGAGUCUGAGAUGGAGGAGCGUUCGUUUCCUAAUCCUUUCCCAGACUGGGACCAUGGAGUCCUCUCUUCUUCACACACAGCAGCUAAUAGCAGCACCGGAGACACUUUUGAUCCGAAUGGAAAGAUCACAGAGGCCUUCCAGAAGAAAGUCCAGAAUAAGAUCAAAGAUCUACUCCAGCAGAUGGAAGAGGGACUUAAGACUGCAGACCCGCAUGACUUCUCCACCUACACCGGCUGGACAGGAAUCGCCUUGCUGUAUCUGCAGCUGCAUCGUGUGAGUGGUGAUUCCUCUUACCUGCAGCGCUCUCUGGAUUAUGUCAAGCGUGCGCUGCGUAACCUGAAUGGCCGGAAAGUCACUUUUCUGUGUGGUGACGCUGGACCGUUGGCCGUCGCUGCCGUCGUCCACCAUAGACUAAAGAACCAGGCUGACUCAAAGGAGUGCCUCAGCAAGCUGCUUCAGCUCCAGCGGUCAGUCAUCAGUCCAGAUGAGAUCCCAGAUGAGCUGCUGUACGGCCGUGCUGGAUACUUGUAUGCUUUACUCUACGUCAACAAAGAGAUCGGCCCAGAAACGGUGGACGAGAACAUCAUCGCUAAGGUUGUGACAGCCAUCCUGGAGUCAGGGAAGAACUUGUCCAGAGAAGAGAAGAAGACCGAACGAUGUCCGCUGCUCUACGAAUGGCAUAAGAAGCAGUAUGUCGGAGCGGCACAUGGACUGGCAGGCAUCUACUGCAUGCUGAUGCAGCCCAUGGCUAAGGUUAAUCCUGAGAUUCUGACCGAGUUGCUGCGGCCAAGUAUAGAUUAUGUGCGGCAUAAGAAGUUCCGCUCGGGCAAUUACCCAUCGUCCCUCAGCAAUGAGACAGACAGACUGGUGCACUGGUGUCAUGGAGCGUCGGGCGUGGUUCACAUGCUCCUCAUGGCACACAAGGUGUUUAAGGACGAGAAGUAUCUGAAGGAUGCGGCUGAGUGUGGUGAUGUGAUUUGGCAGAGAGGUUUACUGCGCAAAGGCUACGGCAUCUGUCACGGCACCGCCGGCAACGGCUACGCGUUCCUCUCCCUGUACAAGCUCACACAGGAGCAGAAGUACCUAUACCGUGCCUGCAAGUUUGCAGAAUGGUGCCUAGACUACGGAACACACGGCUGCCGUAUUCCAGACCGACCGUAUUCCCUCUUCGAAGGAAUGGCUGGAGCGAUCCACUUCCUCUCCGAUCUCACCCAGCCAGAGGCUUCUUGCUUUCCCGCCUUUGAACUUUGACUUGGAUUUCUGGGUGCACUGACUUUUACUCUGAACAGUUCGGAGGUGGUGAAAGCUUUUCUUCCAGCACCAAACAGCACCACCGAUCUUGUGCAGAUGCAAAAAAAAAGAAAAAAGAAAACUCCCCACCUUCUGCCUAUUACUUUAAAACAAGCCACCCUGGGUUCUGUCACUGUAGCAUCAAAGUCUCUGUCUGUGGUGUUUUUAUAUUAUUUUUUUAUGUAAAUAUGAUGUUUGUUGAAAAUCAGUGCACUGAUUAAUGUUUUUGCUUUCUAGUCUCAGCAUUCAGUUUAAAAUUGGGUCUUUAUUCUGCAUGCUUAUGUUCUGAUUGCAUUGCAGUUCUUCACUUGACUAUGUCUUUGUCUCACGUGCUUCAGUCCUGUCUUUGUCGUGUAUGCAUGGGGAUGGUUUAAUCGAGAAUGUGUAUGCCUUAAAAAAAAAAGAUCGACAUCAGUAAUACCACUCAAACAUCCACAAUGUCUGUUUUUAAAAAGUGUGUAUAUGAGCUGGAGAACUCGAUGAAAGACCGUGAGAAAUUCGAUCCAAACCUUUCCAGUAAAUAUCACUUCAUGAGGCAGUGAUGUUAUGAAUGUUACAAUAAAUUGAACUCCUUCAACUAAA